Messenger RNA from Menidia menidia (Atlantic silverside), 933 nucleotides. The record is from the annotation of a GenBank genome assembly. Lineage: Eukaryota; Metazoa; Chordata; Actinopteri; Atheriniformes; Atherinopsidae.
AUGGAUGUUUUACCCAUGUGCAGCAUUUUUCAAGAACUUCAAAUAGUUCAUGACACGGGCUAUUUCUCAGCCUUACCGUCCCUGGAGGAGUACUGGCAGCAGACCUGCUUGGAGUUGGAGCGCUACCUGCAGAGCGAGCCUUACGUCUCCACGUCCGACCUGAAGUUCGACGGCCAGGAGGACCUGUGGAGCAAGCUGAUCUUGGCCUGCGGGGAUAAGGCCAAGGCCGAGUCUGACCCCAAGCUGCCCCCGGCCCACGAGGAGGACAAUCAGGACAGCCAAGUUUUGGACAGCAACAGCGUGAACUCGGACGCCAGCAGCGAGGCCUCGGACAGUUCCGAGGAGCUUUCGCCCACGCACAGCUUUACCUCCAACCCCCUGGGCUCUGUCCUGGUUGGCUCUGGACCUUUUAGCCCCUGCGUCAUCAGCACGCCGCCGUCCUCGCCGGAGGCCGGCCCCGAGGCGGGCGCCGCCGCCGUCAACGGCUGGGUGGCCUCGCACGUCGACUUGCACUUGCCGGUGAAAAUCCGGAGCGGCGGCGCGGCCAAGGGCUCGGAAAAGACGGGACUCAUCUGCGGGGACGCGUCGCCGGACGGCCGGCGGCGGGUGCACCGGUGUCACUUCAACGGCUGCCGCAAGGUUUACACGAAGAGCUCCCACCUAAAAGCACACCAGCGCACUCACACAGGUGAGAAGCCAUACAGGUGUUCAUGGGAGGGCUGCGAGUGGCGUUUUGCACGAAGCGACGAGCUGACCAGACACUUCAGGAAGCACACCGGGGCCAAGCCAUUCAAAUGCAGUCACUGUGACAGGUCCACCCCGUCCAGCGUCAUUCCAAAACUGAUGCAGAUCUUUAAAGAAAGAAAGAAAGCAUUGCUGAGUUUCAGUCGGCCGGACCACGUAGCGAUCAAGCUAAGUGUUCUGACCGACUGA